Molecule: messenger RNA, 1668 nt
Organism: Girardinichthys multiradiatus
Lineage: Eukaryota; Metazoa; Chordata; Actinopteri; Cyprinodontiformes; Goodeidae
Product: urotensin-2 receptor
Exons: 2
Coding region: 206-1492 (428 amino acids)
Biological process (GO): regulation of blood pressure; blood vessel diameter maintenance; neuropeptide signaling pathway
Cellular component (GO): membrane
Molecular function (GO): urotensin II receptor activity
Source: RefSeq, a predicted model, not a curated record
UGUAGUGAACCGCCGCCGCUUGAACUGUGCGUAAAAUCAGUUCCUUUUUGUGUUCUUUUUUUGAAAUUUUUGGUUCUGCUGUGCACUUUUCUAACUUAAGUUUGAAUGUCUGACCGUUCUUUGCGUAAAGACAGCUUAAUGUUGCAAAUCAUUUUCUCCAUCGGGAAAUCAUAAGUGGUUAUUCCUUCAGCUGAAAAAGGAGAUUAUGCAGGCUACGUCUGUACAUUGUCGGUAUAAUAUAAGGGGUGUUGGUGUUUCAAGGGUGACGUCAGGAGCGGAAAGCAGCGGGCUGGGGCGCAGAACAGGACAAGCAGAAACACCAGCCGUGCAAAGGUGCGCGCUUUACCUAAACUCCUUCAGUAGCGAUAAGAGCGGACGGAGCCGAACAGGAGCGGCACAGAGCGUGAUGAACAAUAGAUCUCUAACUCCGCGGCUCGGCGGAGCUGGAGGUGGCGGUUCGCUCGGAGCUGUGGACCACGAGCUCGUCAUCACCUCCACUUUCGGGACGCUUUUGUCCGUAGUCUACAUAAUCGGAGUGUCCGGGAAUGUUUACACUCUUGUGGUGAUGUGCCACUCCAUCCGCUUCGCCACCUCCAUGUACAUCUCCAUCAUUAACCUGGCACUGGCGGACCUCCUGUACCUCUCUACCAUACCCUUCGUGGUGUCCACAUACUUCCUGAAGGACUGGUACUUCGGGGAUGUGGGUUGCCGGAUCCUGCUCAGCCUGGAUCUCCUCACCAUGCAUGCCAGCAUCUUCACCCUCACCGUCAUGUGCUCGGAGCGCUAUUUGGCCGUUACGCAGCCUCUGGAAACGGUGCGGCGCUCCAAAAGCUACCGCAAGGCUCUGGCGUGGGGUGUGUGGCUGCUGUCCCUGGUACUCACAGCGCCGAUGAUGAUCAUGGUGGCUCAGACAACCAAGAAGACGCCAGACGAGGGCGUAAAGAGGAUGUGCGCACCCACGUGGGCGCCUCUGGCUUAUAAGGUGUAUGUGACGGUCCUGUUCGGCACCAGCAUCAUGGCCCCGGGGCUCAUCAUCGGUUACCUGUACGUGCGCUUGGCCCGCACUUAUCUGGAAUCCCAGCGCAACGCGGUAAUCAGCAAAGGCGGGAAGCGUUCUCCGAAGCAGAAGGUGCUCAUCAUGAUCUUCACCAUUGUGCUUGUGUUCUGGGCGUGCUUCCUGCCUUUUUGGAUCUGGCAGCUGCUGCCACUGUACCACACCAAGCCGCUGAGCUUGGCCUCGCAGACGCACACCUGCAUCAACUACCUGGUGGCGAGUCUCACUUACAGCAACAGCUGCAUCAACCCCUUCCUCUACACGCUGCUCACCAAGAACUAUAGAGAGUACCUGAAGAACAGACACAAGAGCUUCUAUAAGUACACGUCGUCGUUCAAGCAUCGGCCGCCCAGUCUGCACUCCUGGGGCAAGUCGGGGUCCUCCAGCAACCAGUACGAGUUCAACUCUGAGACACUGGUCAUGGGGACGCUCAGGUGACUUCUUUUGUAGAGGAAACGUCUCCUGGAAGAAGAAAUGCUGGCCCGUCUGAGCACAUGGGCAGCACUGUCCUCCAUCGUCCCUGAUGCCUCAGGGUAGGGAGGGGUCAGAGAUCGCGUGACUGGGGUUGCAAGUGAAGGAGACGGUGAUGGCAUAGCGUGUCCCCCAUGUUACCU